AUGUCAAGUUUAACAGUGAGAAGGGUAUCGCGUGAAGAUAUACAACUGGUUCAGAAUUUAAUAGAACGAUGCCUCCAGCUUUACAUGAACCAGAAAGAAGUUGUCGACACUCUACUGGAGCAGGCUAAGAUCGAACCUGGUUUUACAGAACUAGUUUGGCAGAAGCUUGAAGAAGAGAAUCGGGAAUUUUUCAAGGCGUAUUAUCUGAGGCUCAUGGUGAAGCACCAGAUAAUGGAAUAUAACAAGCUGCUUGAGCAGCAGGUACACCACAUGCGCCAGACGCAUCCUACCGGAGUUUCUUCCGUACAGAACAUGAAUGGUUCUCAUGCUCCAUCAAUGAAUCAGCAGCAGUUAUGCUUUGCACCCAAGGACUCAAAUCAAUCUUCUCCUAAUCUAUCAAGUGCAUACCUCAACGGAGGCUCGGCGCUUAACACAGACAUACCUUCUUCUGUGGACUUUGCAACCCAUUCUAGAAGAGUUGAUCCUCCACCAAACAUGCUCUCCUUGCAGGCUACAAAUAUGCCUUUGAUGCAAGGAAUGAUCAAAUCCGAGACCGCAUAUUCAAACUGUGCCCCGUACAUUUAUGGUGGUGAAGCACAUUCCACAGUUGGAGAUGCCUCCAUUGCGUCUUUCAGCAAUGAUUCCAGCAGCCAAUCCCUCAAUGAUCCACUUGUUGAUGCAGACGCUUCUACAUUUGGGUUCUUGGGUCAAAUUCCUCGGAACUUCAGCCUCUCUGAUCUUACUGCUGAUUUUUCCCAGAGUUCAGAGAUUCUGGAGAGCUACGACAAAUCACCAUUCCUUUUGGCUGAUGCUGAAAAAUUCCUGGACUCUACCGAAAGGGUAGAAAAUCAAGGAGACCACGAGAGAUUGGGGACCAUAUCUGGAGGCUUCAGUUACGAAAACCUCAAAUAG
Molecule: messenger RNA, 912 nt
Organism: Thlaspi arvense
Lineage: Eukaryota; Viridiplantae; Streptophyta; Magnoliopsida; Brassicales; Brassicaceae
Source: the annotation of a GenBank genome assembly